AUGUCGAACACAACUACGACCGAGGUCCUCACUCGGAAGCCUGGGAAUGUAGCUGUAUACACAAACCCCCAACACGAGCUUUACCUCAAACAAGUCGACUUGCCGACCCCAGGUGUGGGGGAUUGUCUCAUUCACGUGCGGGCAACGGGCAUCUGCGGCUCUGAUGUCCACUUUUGGAAGGCAGGCCACAUCGGCGAGAUGGUUGUGACGGGGGAGAACGGUCUGGGCCACGAGAGCGCUGGGGUGGUGAUUGCGAUCGGUGAAAACGUCACCAAGUUCAAGAUCGGCGACAGAGUGGCACUCGAGUGUGGAAUUCCGUGCAUGAAGGCGUCCUGUUUCUUCUGUCGGACGGGCAAGUACAACGCAUGCCCGGACGUAGUCUUCUACUCGACGCCCCCCCAUCAUGGAACACUGACACGAUAUCACGUUCAUCCAGAGGACUGGCUGCAUAAGAUACCCGAUAAUAUUUCCUACGAAGAGGGAUCCCUUCUCGAGCCGCUCUCCGUGGCCUUGACAGGGAUCGAGCGUUCUGGUGUACGUUUGGGAGACCCAGUUGUCAUCUGUGGCUCGGGGCCUAUUGGUAUCGUCACUUUGCUGGCUGCUAACGCUGCGGGCGCAAACCCAAUUGUCAUUACGGACAUCAACGAGACUAGACUACAGAUGGCGAAGAAGGCUGUCCCCAGAGUCCGAACGGUUCUCGUUACCCCAGGAAAAGAACCACACGCAGUCGCUGAAGACGUCAAGGACGCUCUGGGUCAGGAAGCCAAAGUAGUCAUGGAAUGCACUGGUGUUGAGUCGAGCGUCAUCACGGGCAUCUACUCCUGUCGAUUUGGGGGCAUGGUCUUUGUCAUUGGGUGCGGAAAAGACUUUGCGACGAUACCGCUCAUGUACAUGGCUGGAAAAGAGAUUGAUUUGCGAUUCCAAUUCCGCUACCGCGACAUCUACCCUCGAGCCAUCGGGCUUGUUGCCGAAAGAAUAAUUGAUCUGAAGCUUUUGGUAACCCACAGAUUUACGCUCGAAGAAGGGGAGGAGGCCUUCAAGAUAGCUUCAGAUCCUAGCGGUCUGGCGUUGAAAGUUCAAGUCAUUGACGACUGA
This is a messenger RNA of Colletotrichum higginsianum IMI 349063, 1095 nucleotides long. Its product is annotated as L-arabinitol 4-dehydrogenase. NCBI's taxonomy places the organism in Eukaryota, Fungi, Ascomycota, Sordariomycetes, Glomerellales, Glomerellaceae. The transcript has 2 exons. Gene Ontology annotation, biological process: D-sorbitol catabolic process. Gene Ontology annotation, molecular function: zinc ion binding; L-iditol 2-dehydrogenase (NAD+) activity. Bases 1 to 1095 code for a protein of 364 amino acids. The record is from RefSeq and is a predicted model, not a curated record.